Molecule: messenger RNA, 1778 nt
Organism: Humulus lupulus (European hop)
Lineage: Eukaryota; Viridiplantae; Streptophyta; Magnoliopsida; Rosales; Cannabaceae
Product: putative UPF0481 protein At3g02645
Exons: 1
Coding region: 1-1710 (569 amino acids)
Source: RefSeq, a predicted model, not a curated record
AUGCCUUCAAUCCAACACUCCACAUCCUCUAAAUCAAACUCAUCAUCUGCAAACUUCGAUGAGCAUAGAUGGGUUACCCAAAUCAGUCGAACACUCCAAGAAGAGCUUGAGGAUGAUGCUGAAGUUCCUGUCUCUAUAUUCAAUGUCCCCAAAAUCCUGAUGGCUAGUGAUCCUGAAUCCUACACACCACAAGAAGUAGCCAUUGGCCCGUACCAUUAUUGGAGGCCAGAGCUGUAUGAAAUGGAGAGGUACAAGCUAUCCUCAGCCAAAAGAGCCCAAAAACACCUCCAAAGUGGUCAUAAGUUUCAAGAUCUUGUUCAACACUUAAUCAAUCAUGAACACAAGAUUCGAGCUUGUUACCACAAGUACUUGGACUUCAGUGGCGAAACUCUGGCUUGGAUGAUGGCCAUAGAUGCCUCAUUUUUGCUUGAGUUCCUUCAAGUUUACGCUAUCAAAGAAGGAAAUAUGGUUCGAUCUAGACUCUCCUCAAGGAUGUCACACUUGGUUGACUGUACAGGGAGAAAGUCAGCUCACAACUCUAUUCUAAGAGACAUAGUAAUGCUCGAAAACCAAAUCCCAUUAUUCCUUUUGAGAAAGAUAUUGGAGUUUCAGUUUUCGUCGCUUGAAGUUGCCGAUGACAUGUUGUUAACCAUGUUGGUGGGAUUUUGCAAAGAGCUUUCUCCUUUCAAGAUGAUGGAACAUCAUCAAGACUCGCCAGAGAUUAUUAAAUUCUCCGAGUGUGCUCACUUGUUGGACUUCUUAUACAACAUGAUCACACCAGCAAUGGAAGGCGAACGACAAGACGAAGUUAUUGAAGUUGGCGAGGAUCAAGAACAAGAAAAAGAGAGCUCUUUUGGUAAUACAGACUCGGUGAAAAAGCUUCUCUCUAUAUUUUGGAAGAUGGUUUCGAAGCUAAACAGAGGUCCAAUACGUCUUCUCAAAAGGGUAUUUUUUUCUAGACCAAUUAAAGUGAUUUUGAAACUGCCAUGGACAAUCCUAUCCAACCUUCCUGGAUUCAGACUCCUGAAAACUCCAGUUGAGUACUUGUUUUUCAAUGAAGACAAAGAAGAAGCCAAACCAGAAGAAGAGAGUUCUAGUAGUUCUAAUAACAAUAAUAAGCCACCAUUGAUGGAAGAGAUCUCUAUCCCUUCGGUGACUGAGUUGUUCGAAUCCGGUGUUCAUUUCUUGCCUACAAACGGUAACCUCUCAACCGUUACUUUUGACGUUAAUACAGUUACUCUUUACCUCCCCGCCGUUAGUUUAGACGUCAAUGUCGAGACUAUAUUGAGAAACUUAGUGGCUUAUGAAGCAUCAAACGCAUCUGGGCCGUUGGUUUUUACUCGUUACACUGAGCUAAUGAACGGGAUUAUUGAUACCGACGAAGAUGUUAAGGUACUAAGAGAGAGAGGUAUCAUUAUGAACCGUUUGAAGAGUGAUGAAGAAGUGGCUAACUUAUGGAAUGGGAUGAGCAAGUCGAUUAGAUUGACGAGAGUGCCCUACUUGGAUAAGGUCAUUGAAGAUGUGAACAAGUAUUACAACGGGAGAUGGAAGGUCAAGUUUGGAAAGUUCAUGAAGCUUUACGUGUUUGGGUCGUGGCAGUUUCUUACGUUGUUGGCCGCCGUUUUGAUGUUGCUUUUGAUGGGUUUGCAAGCGUUUUGCUCGGUGUACACUUGUGCUCGCAUUUUAAAAAUCGACACCACUAAUAUUUAAUUAAGGUCAAACUGUUUGAUUUGUGUUUGGUCAUUAAUAAAAUUAUGUUCAUUGUUCAUUCUAUUAUG